ACUGAGCACAGCUGUCGGCUUCAGUGUCACUAUUUGUAGUCUUUGCUGAACUACUAUCUGCACAGCCGGCCAUGGAGGAUCAACAGGACCCGCAGACGCCCGGUGUCCUGGCGGACAAUGGCAAGAUUGACAUGUCUCUGGAUGACAUCAUAAAGCUUCAGAAUGCUGAGACAGUUGCAAAGCCAAAAGGAAACCAAAGGAACAAAGCGAGAAAUGGCAAUUUCCAAAAUAAGGGUUUUUUUAGAGGAACUCAGAGAAAUCAAGGAGCUGGCAGACAGAGGUUUGGUUUAAAACGUGGAUAUUCUGGCAAAGCCAAUAACCAAGACGGCCCAGUGACACGGAGAAGAGCAGCCUCCAUGAAAGGAGUGAGCCCGUUGGAUCGCCAACAUUUAAAUAAGCAGAGUUCCGUGAACACAGCACAGUCCCUAAUCUCAGAGGGACGUCAACCGCAGAAGAAGAACUUCAGGCAGGCAGCUGUCUCUGGGCGAGUUUUAACUGCAAGAAAUAAAGCACAGAACAGAAGACCGCAGUACAACCAAGUACAAAGGCAACAAAGAUCAAAUGCUGUCAAUCAAAACAGAAGGUUAACGCAACACAUGACUCUAAAUUCUGGCAAGAGGCAACCCAAUGCCAGAUGGCAGACAGAUAAAAGAUUUGGAUCAACUUUAACUGUUUCAGUCCCUAACCCUAAAGCAAGCCAUUCUAAAACAUAUAACAAACUAGGAAUGAAACGUCCAGGUUUGAGGUUCAGAAAACCAAUAGACCAGUCCCCUUUACCAAAAGGAGUCCCGCUUAGAUUUAACUACCGAGCCACGGUUAACCACACCAACGUCACAUUGAACGAUCGGUUCUCCUCUCUCCAGAUUAAAGGGCAGUUCUCACCAUCCAGAAGUAGAGGACGGACUGUUCUUCUUGUAUAAAAUCAAUGUCGCAGCCAAUUGAUGCCGUGAAAGCCUGCAGGACUGUUUUAUACCUUUACCCUUAAAUAACAAAACUGAGAUUUGCAGUUUAUUUGUCACUGGUAAUACUUACAACGGAGGUGAAAAAGAAGGUGGUAUAAAAAUGAUAUGUUUAUCUAGCAAAGACCAAUUAGUGACUCAAGGGCUGAUGCUGUUAUUUCCACCUCCGUGCUGCAUUCACACAAGCACCGAUUUAAUUAACGGAAACCAACUUUGAUGAAAGAGACUGUAAAUUAUAUCUAGGGCUUGGCAGACUGCUUUUGCUUGCACAUGUAACUGAAGUAAAUCGAAUUAAUGAUUCCAUUUGUUAAGUGUAUUGGGAUAAUAUUCUUGCAGUGUUUGGAAGCUGGACAUCUUCAGUGCCUUGGCAGUUUCAUUCAGCUGCCUUUCUAAUCCUCUAUCUGACUGUUAAAUAAAGGUUAUUAUUGUUUACUAAUA
This is a messenger RNA of Spea bombifrons (plains spadefoot toad), 1397 nucleotides long. Its product is annotated as UAP56-interacting factor-like. Gene Ontology annotation, molecular function: mRNA binding. The transcript has 9 exons. NCBI's taxonomy places the organism in Eukaryota, Metazoa, Chordata, Amphibia, Anura, Pelobatidae. Gene Ontology annotation, biological process: mRNA export from nucleus. The record is from RefSeq and is a predicted model, not a curated record. Bases 72 to 920 code for a protein of 282 amino acids.